Acaulospora morrowiae is the source of this 1725-nucleotide messenger RNA. The record is from the annotation of a GenBank genome assembly. Lineage: Eukaryota; Fungi; Glomeromycota; Glomeromycetes; Diversisporales; Acaulosporaceae.
AUGGUGAAACCUUCGAUGCGGCUAACUUGGAAGAGCGGCCGUUUGCUUUUUAAUCUAAUUUUGGCGGUGUUGUCGCUAACGCUUGUGUACGCCGAAAUAACCAAACCUUAUGAAGAGUUUAAAGAGGCGUUAACUAUUAGACCUCUCGCAGACGGAAAAUUGUUGACACACUUUCAGUUCAGUGUAAGACUUGCGAGGGGUAGGGAAGGGACUGUGUUAAAGCAUUAUAAUUUUUUUCCAAGGACAAUCGGGCAAAUCAUACAGAGUUACAAUGCUCGAGAAUUGCACCUAACAUUUACCCAAGGUCGAUGGAAUUACGAGGAUUGGGGAUACCCGGUAGUACCGUCGGCAGGAACGGGAGUUGAACUAUGGGCAUGGCUUUGGAACGACGGAAAGUUGGACGAAAACUGGAGAUCACUGACGAAUGCCCUUGCCGGCCUUUUCUGCGCCUCCUUAAACUUUAUUGAUGACACGGUCACCGUUCAACCAAAGUUAUCAUUUCGACCAGAAGGGUCUUACAACGCUUCAGAAUUGUUCGAGCGCGCUGAAUUGAGAUACGGAUCUUUACCUCACGAAAAUGUUUGUACCGAAAAUUUGACUCCUUGGAUCAAGCUCUUGCCCUGCAAGGCCACGUCCGGCAUUGCGUCUCUUUUGAAUGGACACAAAUUGUACAAUUCAAAUUUUCAUUCCAUGUCCAUUCAUGUUCGACCAUUAUGUGAGGACUCCGAAUGUACAAGUCAGCAGUUAGAGGUGUUACAAACUGUAUCGACGGUAGUUAAUCCCGUCAGGAAAUUGGGAAAGAGAGAUUGGUCGUUGAGCGAAGUCUUUGAUCGCAAGAUCAUACAAGCAUGUCCUUUGGCCAGUGAGAGUAAACUUGAAAUAAUACUACCUGAAGAUGAUGGUUAUAGAAUAAGUCCUGACGCGAAUGUCAUCACGGGUUCCACCGAGAGCACUGGUGACACGAACGAGAAGAUUGCAGUAUAUGAUUUGAAGAAAGUACAACCGAAUACGGAGUUUUCAAUGACAUGGAACGAAGAACAAUUUAAUUACGGUUACGGUCAAGAGAGGGGUGGAAUAAAAGUGAACAUUUUUAAUGAAAGUCCAAACGUCUCAAUUCCCAUUAUAUAUUACGACGUUAUCCCGUGGUAUUUGAAGCUGUACCUGCACACGCUCAAAGUUCAGGUUAAUGGGAAGGAUGUAAAUUCAGAUAUAGAGCACCCGAUCAAAGACUUAUUUUAUCAACCGGCGGUAGAUCGUUCCAGGCCACAUGUAAUUGAAGCUGAGAUAUUGUUACCACCCAAUUCCUUGACGUCGCUAUCGAUUAAUUUUGAUAAAGUCUUUCUGAAAUACACUGAAUACCCACCGGACGCCAAUCGAGGAUUUGACAUUGGAUCUGCGGUGAUAUCACGAAAGAUUCGUGAUUGGGAUGAGCGGGAUUAUGCGAAUGUUAGGGAGUGUAUCGUUAACGGUAACGUAUCAGGGAUUGCGGGAUGUCUGCAUUUCCCAAUUAGAAUAUACACCGAAACGCUUUUGGUCAGCUUGCCCACGCCCGACUUCAGUAUGCCAUAUAACGUUAUCACAUUGACUUGCACUGUCAUUGCAUUGUUUUUCGGCAGUAUGUUCAAUUUGAUGACCAGAAACUUUGUGGCGCUGGAGAUUAGUCUAGAAAGCGAUAAUUCAAAAAAUGCAGAAGAUAACGAUAAUGGUAAGAGAAAAGCCGAAUAA